Zasmidium cellare ATCC 36951 is the source of this 1722-nucleotide messenger RNA. RefSeq lists its product as uncharacterized. Gene Ontology annotation, biological process: transmembrane transport. NCBI's taxonomy places the organism in Eukaryota, Fungi, Ascomycota, Dothideomycetes, Mycosphaerellales, Mycosphaerellaceae. The record is from RefSeq and is a predicted model, not a curated record. Bases 1 to 1722 code for a protein of 573 amino acids. Gene Ontology annotation, molecular function: transmembrane transporter activity. The transcript is spliced from 3 exons.
AUGGCUGCCGAUAUGCCCGUUGAGAAGCCUGAGGAGACGCAUCACCGGGCGGAGAGUCUGGCUUCUAGCGACGCGGAGGUUGAGAAGCAGCAGCCUGUCGCCGAUGAGCAACAACAAGAACAGAAAGAUGAAGACCUGUCGAGACAGAAAUCAGCGGCGCCGUCUGAGAUUGAGUAUCCCCCGACCAGAGAACGAGUCGUCAUUUUCAUCGCGAUUCUGCUCGCUCUCUUCCUGAUGGCUUUAGACCGAACAAUCGUCGCCACCGCCAUCCCCCAAAUCACCAACGAAUUCCACUCCCUCGACGACGUGGGCUGGUACGCCAGCGCCUUCAUGAUGACCGCCAGCGCCCUGCAGCCCGUCUUCGGAAAGAUCUAUUCCUUCUUCUCGCCGAAAUACGUCUUCUUGACGUUGAUCAUCCUCUUCGAAGUGGGCAGCGUGGUCUGCGGCGCGGCGCCCAACUCGGUUGCUUUCAUCAUCGGGAGAGCGAUUGCUGGGGCGGGUUCGGCGGGUAUCCAGGCGGGAGGUGUGGUUUUAAUGGUUUCGAUUAUUCCGUUGUCGAAACGGCCGAAGUAUAUGGGCCUUUUCGGGGCCGUCUUCGGCAUCGCCAGCGUGAUAGGACCUCUUCUAGGAGGAGCUUUCACCACCAAUGUCACCUGGCGCUGGUGUUUCUACAUCAACCUCCCCAUCGGCGGCGUCGCCUGGGUGGUGAUCCUCUUCAUCCUCAAACCAACCACGCCCGCACAACCGAACCUGACAGCCAGGCAACAACUCGCCCAACUCGACCUCCUCGGCGAAUUCUUCCUCCUCCCCUCGAUCAUCACGCUCCUCCUCGCCCUCCAAUGGGGCGGCGCCCAAUACGCCUGGUCCGACGGGCGCAUCAUCGCCCUCCUCGUCGUGUUCGGCGUGACCCUCCUCGCCUUCAUAACCGUGCAAAUCCUCCGGCCAACCACCGCCACAAUCCCCCCGCGCCUGAUCAAAAACCGCACCAUCGUCGCCGGCAUGUUCUACACCUUCUGCAUGGCCUCCGCCAUGAUGCUCUCCGUCUACUUCCUCCCCAUCUACUUCCAAGCGAUCAAAAACACCUCCGCGGUCAAAUCCGGCAUCGACACCCUGCCCCUCGUCCUCGCCCUCGUCGUGGGAAGCAUCCUCUCCGGCCAGCUCGUCGCCCGUAUAGGAUACUACACGCCCUUCGCCAUGCUCUCCUCCGUCCUGAUGCCCAUCGGCGCGGGCCUCAUCACCACCUUCAACCUGCACACGAGCAGCGCGGAGUGGAUCGGCUACCAGAUCCUCAUCGGGCUGGGCAUCGGCGCGGGGAUGCAGCAGGGCACCUUGGGAGCACAAACCGUCCUCGCGCGCAAAGACGUCCCCGCGGGCGUCGCGAUGAUGUUCUUCGUGCAGCAGCUCGGCGGCGCGAUCUUCGUCUCCGUCGGCCAGAACUCCUUCGACAACCACCUCGUCAAGGGACUGAGAAAUCUCGUGCCGGGCUUCGAUCCCACCAAGACGGGCGCAACGGCGUUGAGGAGUCAGGUCCCCGCGGGGCAAUUGGGGGCUGUGUUGACGGUGUAUAAUUCUGCGAUUCGGCAGGUUUUUGUGGUGGCGGUGGUUAUGGCUUGUUUGAGUGCGUUGGGGAGUUUUGCGCUGGAGUGGAGGACUGUGAAGGGGAAGCAGGGGCCGACGCAGAGGGGAACUGAGACUGCGUCAUCAUCAUAUGCCUCUCCAUAA